Molecule: messenger RNA, 235 nt
Organism: Prorocentrum cordatum
Lineage: Eukaryota; Dinophyceae; Prorocentrales; Prorocentraceae
Source: the annotation of a GenBank genome assembly
GAAAUCAUCAACCUGCCGUGCACAGCGUGCAACGGGCUGGCGAAGCUCUGUGGCCAGAUCAGCUGCAAGCCCUGCGAGGAUCUGUGCAACAGGCCGCUGGGAAGCUACGUGCUCUUGGCGAUCUGCGUGGGCGGCUGCGAGGUCUUCGUGACUAUCCACGCCCUGCUCCACAAGGCGCGACGCUGCCGGCCCCCCCCUGCGGGGCGCGGAGGGUCCGCCGUGGCUGCCGCCUCAG